This is a messenger RNA of Polypterus senegalus (gray bichir), 1856 nucleotides long. It is a transcript of the gene mtg2, whose product is annotated as mitochondrial ribosome-associated GTPase 2. Gene Ontology annotation, cellular component: mitochondrion. The record is from RefSeq and is a predicted model, not a curated record. The transcript is spliced from 7 exons. Lineage: Eukaryota; Metazoa; Chordata; Cladistia; Polypteriformes; Polypteridae. Gene Ontology annotation, molecular function: GTPase activity; magnesium ion binding; GTP binding. The coding region runs from base 201 to 1415 and encodes 404 amino acids.
UCCAUACGGGGCAUGUGAAGAAAGUGCAGAGUGUGCUUAUGUUUGAGUGGCCCUUUCUUGCUGGAAACAUCCUACAUGUCCAGGUGAUACAUAACAAGAUCCCUGGGGGAAAUGGUACUUUAGCAGGUGAACUGUUUGGUCCUUUAAUAGUUUGUUUAUUUGACUGAAUCCUUACUGUUGCUUUUAAUGAAGAUCUGAAAAUGAUGCAGCGAAUCCUUCUAGAGGAAGGCAAGUUUAUAUGGAGGAAAACCUUAUGCAGAAAAUCAGUUUUUCAUUCUUCCCUGAAUAAACCAUUUCCACCUAAUGUUCUCCAAUCAAGUGUCUUUGCCACCAGCUGCAUUAUCGGCGCCAAAGCAAGAAGUCUUCGAAAAAAUAGAGAAUAUUCAGAAAAAAAGCUGACCCGAUAUUUUGUGGACUAUCGUCGAAUAAGUUUUGUAGGAGGACAUGGUGGAAAAGGAGCAUGCUGUUUUCAUAGCGAACCCCGGAAAGAGUUUGGGGGCCCUGAUGGAGGAAAUGGAGGUGAUGGAGGAAGCAUAAUUAUAAAAGUUCAUCAGCAGGUGAAAUCCCUCUCAAUGGUUGCAUCUCGUUACCGUGGUGUAGACGGUGAACCCGGAGGAAGCAAAAACUGCACAGGACGGAAUGGGAAAACAAUGUACAUAAAAGUUCCUAUGGGCACUGUCGUGAAGGAGGAUGGAACACAAGUGGCUGACUUGUCCAGAAAUGGCCAAGAGUAUGUAGCUGCCUUUGGGGGAUUAGGUGGUAAAGGAAAUCGGUUCUUCCUCUCAAAUGAGACCCGAGCACCGUUGACUGCAACCAGUGGUGAACCUGGACAAGAGAGAAUAUUACAACUGGAAUUACGGAUUUUAGCACAUGCUGGAAUGGUUGGGUUUCCCAAUGCUGGCAAAUCUUCUCUGUUACGUGCAAUUUCUGAAGCUAAACCAGCUGUAGCUGCAUACCCUUUCACAACAUUAAAUCCUCAUGUUGGGGUUGUUCAAUAUCGGGAUCAUGAACAAGUUGCUGUGGCUGAUAUCCCUGGCAUUAUCCGAGGAGCACAUGAAAACCGAGGACUGGGUCUGUCCUUUCUGAGACACAUUGAACGCUGCCGUUUCUUGCUUUUUGUUAUAGACCUGUCUGUACAGAACCCAUUUGCCCAACUGGAGGACUUAAAAUUUGAGCUGGAACAGUAUGAGAAAGGAUUAUCCAACCGGCCACAUGCUAUUGUUGGAAAUAAAAUAGACCUCCCAAAUGCCCCAGCCAAUUUGGAAGUCCUGAGGCAAAAGGUGUCUCAUCGUGUUAUCCCAGUAUCAGCCCUGACAGGCCAAAAUGUGGAGGAGCUCAUGCUCCACCUAAGAGAACUUUAUGAUGGCUACAUACAGAUGGAAGACAUGGCAGGAAGGCAAACUGACAGAUGGUGAAGAAUGUGCACCUUGUGUGAUAUGUGAACUCUUUAAAACUUGGAUAUGUUUCCUGUCCUGCGUUGAACGUGUCUAAAUAGUAAUGCUGCUGUGUGUGAUGUUAAAGGUAUCACACCUAUUACAAGGAGUGAAUGAAAUGAACUAUUUCAUGAAAAUAAAAUUGGUUGUGGGGAGAGGUUUCGAAUUUGUUUGAAUGGUGAAAGAUUAUAAAGACAGUUUCUGGCACAGCAAAUUUCAUAACACUUGAUGAAAGAUAUCAAAGCAUACAAUAUUUACGUUAUUGAUGAAAAGGAAAAUCAUUCAGAACAUAUUUACCUUUUGACUUGAAACUACACAUGCCUAUGAACAUUAAGAAGAGGACUUUAUACCACUAAUGAAGCCUGGAGAAAAAAAAUAUCUUUUGUGUAACGAAGAAAGCAUUUAACUGCAAAAAAAAAAAAA